CUAGCCCCGGGGGAGGGGGCGGCGCGCGGGGCUCCAGACCCCCUCCUGGACCCCCUGCCGUGCGCAGGGGCUGCGGCCUCCAUUCUUCCGCGAGCUGGCAGUGCCUGCUGGGACUCAAAGCCAGUGAUGCCCCCACGGGAUGCGGGCCUGGGGCAGAGCUAUAGGAGGGACCCCCCAGGGAUGCGAGAAGGGGGGCGCAGGGCCUCCUCUCUCUGCUGGAGCGUGGGCGUGCCCCCUCCCCCGCCGCAGAGCUGGCGAAGCUGGUUGGGAGUUGAUAGGUCAAUAAACUUAAUCCGGUUCCUUAAAGAGAUGGGCUGGGCAGUGAGAACACAAAGACCUGUGAAAUUGCGGAGUUCUUGGCUGGCACUUUCUUGAGAACAUAAACUGUGGAGCCAGAACUGUCUGCGGGUCAAGGACGGUGGGGACUGGGCGUCCUGUCAGCCACGGGGCUGCCCUGGCCACCUCAGGCCCCACCAAAGCAGCUUCAAGUCUCCACGUGGGGCACGUUCUUGGUGAGGGGUCUGGGCAGGGCGCCCCACCUGGAAGGGAGGUCAGUGGGAGCAGCAGGAGGCGACCCCCUGCAGCCUGACCCCACCCAGCCAGCAGGGGUCUUUGCUGCGAGCAGCCUCUCCCUGGAGGGCCCUGGCUGCAGCCUCUCCACCUCCUCCCCUUGCUCGGGCUGGACUUUGAGCCUCCAGGGCCUCUGGGUGGUUCAUUAACCUGGGCCGAGCCCCAGGCUGGACUUGUGGCCUCUGAGCCUCUGCACUGAGCCCACGAGUGCCCCCUCUCCCAGGGCCUCAGGUCCCACUUGGGGCCAGUUGAGGAAAGAAUGUUAUGAGUUUACUUGAGUCAAACUGUAAAUUACUGGGAAGCAAAAUCUCAACAGAUUGAGAAAAAGCUCCAGAGAAUGGCAGCUUUGCAGCUUAUACAUUAGAAUCGAAGGAGACAUAACUGGGGUUCGUAACAUCUGCUGGUGGUAGUCGGGGCGGGGGGGAGAACGCAAUGCGAGGAAGGCUCUGGGGCUGGAGACGAAGGAAAACAGAUGCGUGGUUUCGUGCGGGUGGCCAGCGGGGUUCACGUGCGCAGCACAGAGACGCUCUGCGGGGAACAGUGUGGUCUCGGGGCUCCGGUGCUUGUGGCGGUGCCUGGGAGGGGUCUGCAGAAGGGAGCGCUCUGACAUGUCGAAGGUGUGUUGUCUUAGAUGCACAAGACUAAAAUAGACAGUCUCGAGGUUAACGAUUGACGUUUGUCGGGGAAGCUCAGUCAGGUGACUACCCACCAGGACCUGCUCUUAGGUAGGGAUUUUUAGGUUCAGACCACCCUGUGCGGCUGCUUUGGUCCCUGGGUUUCUGGGGCCUCCCGUGGGGCCUCCCCUGAGCUCCUCAGGUUCAGUGUGUGUCACCUUUUCUGUCCAUAGGAGCAAUCUGGAGCCUGGGGCGCCCCAUUUUAUAGCUGAACCUAGAGAGGAAAGUAGAGUCUUCUUGAGGAGGUGGGGCCAGAGUCUGUCCAGGCAAGGGUUUGGGUGAGGGCCCCCCACUUCACCCCACCCCCACCCCACCGGCCACACAGAGGCCUGAGUGAUUUACAAGUGAAUGAGCUGUGAGUGGGGCCUCUUCUGGCCGGGAGGAAGGGGCCAGGCUACCAGCCCCUCGGUUUCCUCACCGGUCCAGGCAGACCGGUAAUGGGGGGGCUAAUGGAGGAUUAGGCCGGAUUAGCCUGUGAGCCCUCAUUAGCCCGCCCAGCCACGAUGCCCCCUUUUCUACUUUGUUAUGAAACUUGGAGGAACUUGGAGGUGGGAACCUUCCCAGAGACUUCGGGGUCCCUUUGGGGCACCUCCUCCCUGGGGCAGCACGUCGCAGACUCCGCAGAGCUGCGAGGAGCUUCCUGAACUACAGAACCAGAAGCUUCGUUCCUCACCCGACCCCGAAACCCACAGCCCUCGGGGCGCCAGCGCCAGCGGGAUGCUUGUUUCCUGGCCGUGUGGCUCCUGGUCAGGCACAGCCCCGUGUGGGGGUGAGUGCCGAGGUGGGCCAGGAGCUGUGGGACCCGCGGGGGUAUGUGCUGCCUGUGGCCACCCUCCCAUGGCAUGUGGGUGCCUGCUGUGGCACACAAGACUUUUGUCCUCUGUGGGUACCCAGUGCCUGUGUGGGUGUGGGCAGCCCCCCUUUGUUGAUCAAGAAAGACUCCUUCCUGGGGCCACUCUAGGGGUGGGGCUGCGGGCCCCGCCUCUCUCCAGGUAGAGCCAGACACUGGCUGUCUCAGUGCCCCUGCAUGCCAUCUCCAUGUCCCCUGCCUGACACCACCCAGUCAGCCGCUGCUGGUCUCUGCCCCCAUCUGGGAGUCCCUGGCCUUUGCAGGCACCUAGCGGGCCAGGCUGGCGGAUGGGGUGGGGGUCGGCCCCCUUCCCCCACCCUGGCAGAUGGCUGCCCGAGGAGGCUGGCCUGGGGGGCUGCUCUGUGUCCUCCCAGCCCCGUGCUGGACCAGGCUGAAGCGAAUGCUCAUGCACAUGGCUUGACCAGCCAUGCGGCUGCCCAGACCAAACCGGAACCAACUGCUGUUGCCCUUGGGCCAGGGCCGGGGCCUGAGGCUGCCAUGCUGCCUGCUCUCGGCCUUCUGGGGGGCCUCGGUCGGCUCCUGGUGCUGGGUGGUCCCCACAGGACGUGGUGGCCAGGAUGGGGCUGCAAGUCAGGCCAGGCGCCUCACACGGUGGGCUCCCCAGGGACGCAGACCCUAUGGACACUCCGGAGACCUUUCUGGUGGGCACGGGGCGUCUGGGGAUGCCUGAGGUGGGUGGGCGGAAUCGGGGAGCCAAGGACUGGCGUGGCCAGGGUGGGCAGCUGGGCCCUCGAAUCUAGGCCAUGCGUCGGCAGAAUGACAAGUAACGGUGAGGCUGACCCAGCCGUGUGGUGGGACCACCCACCCCUGUCCCGGGCCCUGAGCCCGGGCUGCCCGCCUGCACUGGGCAUUGUCUGGCCCUGGCAGGGAGGCCGGGGGUGGUGGUCAGCCCCACCGGCGGUGUGUCUACGGGUCUCAGGCCUUGUUCACCCCUUGGGAGCUGGGCAGCCAUUGGCAAGGCCAGGGGCCCAGGGGUGGAUGCACCCUCGGCAAGGACCCUCCACCCCAGGUGCACAGCGCCUGUAGGGCGAGAUGGGCCAGGCUCCUUCUCCGACAUCUUCCUCCCCUCGGCCUGUGUCCUCGUCCGUAACGUGGGGUCCUGGGCCUCCUGGCCCCAAAUGCAGAAUGGGUUUCGCAUGUCUGUGCGGCUGGGAAAAAUCAGAGGAAGAGCCGCGCUUCCUGACGCCUCGGGACGGCCUCCCGGUGCCUGUCGAUGAAGUCGCGGCCGCGGCGCGGAGCUGGGCCGGGCGGAGGCGCGGGCUCCGGGCGCAGACCCACCGCCCUCAGGGCCCCGAGGCCUCCUGCUGCAGCCCCCGCCAGCCUGUCUGUAAAGUGGGGUGCCACGGGCUCUCCCGAGGGUGUCGAACACCCAGUGUUCUCGGUUUGGGGACACCUGCCUCACGGUCACCCAUCUUGCCCGCAGAGGUCCCGGGACCUGAGCCGGGCCAGCAGGAGCAGCUGGUCUUCGGCAGUGGUGACACUGUGGAGCUGAGCUGCCACAGGCCCGCCGGCGGUCCCUCGGGGCCUACCGUCUGGGUUAAGGAUGGGGCAGGGCUGGCACCCUCCGACCGCAUCCUGGUGGGACCCCAGCGGCUGCAGGUGCUGAAUGCCUCCCACGAGGACGCCGGGGCCUACAGCUGCCAGCUGGGGCUCACCCGGCGUGUUCUGUGCCGCUUCAGCGUGCGUGUGACAGACGCCCCGUCCUCGGGAGAUGACGAAGACGGGGAGGACGAAGCGGAAGACACAGGGGCCCCUUACUGGACACGGCCCGAGCGGAUGGACAAGCAGCUGCUGGCCGUGCCGGCCGCCAACACCGUCCGCUUCCGCUGCCCGGCGGCCGGCAACCCCGCCCCAUCUAUCUCCUGGCUGAAGGACGGCAAGGAGUUCCGGCUCAGCCCCACUCUGUCCCCAGAGCGCUCCCCGCACCGGCCCAUCCUCCAGGCGGGGCUGCCGGCCAACCAGACGGCGGUGCUGGGCAGCGACGUGGAGUUCCACUGCAAGGUGUACAGCGACGCGCAGCCCCACAUCCAGUGGCUCAAGCACGUCGAGGUGAAUGGCAGCAAAGUCGGGCCCGACGGCACGCCCUACGUCACUGUGCUCAAGACGGCGGGCGCCAACACCACGGACAAGGAGCUAGAGGUUCUGUCCUUGCGCAAUGUCACCUUUGAGGACGCGGGGGAGUACACGUGUCUGGCGGGCAAUUCUAUCGGGUUUUCCCAUCACUCUGCGUGGCUGGUGGUGCUGCCAGCUGAGGAGGAGCUGGUGGCGGCCGGUGAGGCUGGCAGCGUGUACGCAGGCGUCCUCAGCUACGGGGUGGGCUUCCUGCUCUUCAUCCUGGUGGUGGCCGCCGUGACGCUCUGCCGCCUGCGGAGCCCCCCCAAGAAGGGCCUGGGCUCGCCCACCGUGCACAAGGUCUCCCGCUUCCCGCUCAAGCGACAGGUGUCCUUGGAGUCCAACUCGUCCAUGAACUCCAACACGCCGCUGGUGCGCAUCGCCAGGCUGUCCUCGGGGGAGGGCCCUGCGCUGGCCAACGUCUCGGAGCUGGAGCUGCCCGCCGACCCCAAGUGGGAGCUGCCCCGGGCCCGGCUGACCCUAGGCAAGCCUCUCGGGGAGGGCUGCUUCGGCCAGGUGGUCAUGGCAGAGGCCAUCGGCAUCGACAAGGACCGGGCCACUAAGCCCAUCACGGUGGCUGUGAAGAUGCUGAAAGACGACGCCACCGACAAAGACCUCUCGGACCUGGUGUCAGAGAUGGAGAUGAUGAAGAUGAUCGGGAAGCAUAAGCAUGUGCUUGCAGGGCCCCUGUAUGUGCUGGUGGAAUACGCGGCCAAGGGCAACCUGCGGGAGUACCUGCGGGCCCGGCGGCCCCCGGGCAUGGACUACUCCUUCGACACCUGUAAGCUGCCGGAGGAGCAGCUCACCUUCAAGGACCUGGUGUCCUGUGCCUACCAGGUGGCGCGGGGCAUGGAGUACCUGGCCUCGAAGAAGUGCAUCCACAGGGACCUGGCGGCCCGCAACGUACUGGUGACCGAGGACAACGUGAUGAAGAUCGCGGACUUUGGCCUGGCCCGUGACGUGCACAACCUUGAUUACUACAAAAAGACCACCAACGGGCGGCUGCCUGUGAAGUGGAUGGCACCCGAGGCCUUGUUUGACCGCGUCUACACCCACCAGAGCGACGUCUGGUCCUUCGGGGUCCUGCUGUGGGAGACCUUCACCCUGGGCGGCUCCCCGUAUCCCGGCAUCCCCGUGGAGGAGCUUUUCAAGCUGCUGAAGGAAGGCCACCGCAUGGACAAGCCAGCCAACUGCACUCACGACCUGUACAUGGUCAUGCGAGAGUGUUGGCACGCUGUGCCCUCGCAGAGGCCCACCUUCAAGCAGCUGGUGGAGGACCUGGACCGAAUCCUUACUGUGACAUCCACCGAUGAGUACCUGGAUCUGUCGGUGCCCUUUGAGCAGUACUCACCUGGCGGCCAGGACACCCCUAGCUCCAGCUCCUCGGGCGAUGACUCCGUGUUUGCCCACGACCUGCUGCCCCCUGCCCCCCCCAGCAGCGGGGGCCUGCAGACGUGAAGGGCCACCAGCCUGCAGGCUGAGCCCCCAGCAAUGUGAGCGUGGACCCCAGCCUACCGUGCUGCUGUGGGUGUGCUGUCGACCACUGGGGCCCAGGAGCCCAGGCCCGAGACCUGGCAUGGAUGGACAGAUGGACAGACGACGUUGCUUGUAGGUGUGCGUGUUUGUGUGCGUGCGUGCGUGCAUGUGUGUGUGUGUGUGUGUGUGUGUGUGUGUCUCGAGGCCCCCGGUGCAGGGGUCCCCGAGGUGCCCGCCCUGCUGUACAAUGACCUCCUGGCCACCUGUGCCAGCAGCACCAGGGGGACCAAAUAUAGAAUGUAAGGGGGCUGCUCCCGUGGGGCUCCUCGCCCAGGCUCCCUCGCUCCUCACUGCCACCCCACAGGGAGCAUUGGGGACAGGCUGGGCUCUGGUGUCCUCCGAGUGCCCCAGCCGAGCCUGCAGGGAAAGCCCCCUGUGGCGUGCCUCCCACCUGAGCAGCACCUUGCGCCUGGGGGUGAGUCUCACACAGCCCCCACCUCCAGGCCUUCCCCCUGCCCACCCUGUCCCUCAGAGACUGACAUUACGGGUACCUGAAGGCGGGAGCCUUUACCUUCUGUUUGAGAGGUUUAUUCCAGAGAUGAGUGUACAUUUAUAUAAAUAGAUGCUGUGUACGACACACACACAUAUAUAGAAAUAUCUAUGCGGGGGGGAAAAAAGGCUGGGGCAGC
Messenger RNA from Pteropus alecto (black flying fox), 6392 nucleotides. RefSeq names its product fibroblast growth factor receptor 3 (gene FGFR3). Gene Ontology annotation, biological process: multicellular organism development; positive regulation of cell population proliferation; positive regulation of MAPK cascade. The coding region runs from base 3148 to 5685 and encodes 845 amino acids. The transcript is spliced from 15 exons. Gene Ontology annotation, cellular component: membrane; signaling receptor complex. Gene Ontology annotation, molecular function: fibroblast growth factor receptor activity; fibroblast growth factor binding; ATP binding. The record is from RefSeq and is a predicted model, not a curated record. Lineage: Eukaryota; Metazoa; Chordata; Mammalia; Chiroptera; Pteropodidae.